Messenger RNA from Melospiza melodia melodia, 1919 nucleotides. RefSeq names its product RUN domain containing 3A (gene RUNDC3A). Lineage: Eukaryota; Metazoa; Chordata; Aves; Passeriformes; Passerellidae. The record is from RefSeq and is a predicted model, not a curated record. The transcript is spliced from 11 exons. Bases 48 to 1373 code for a protein of 441 amino acids.
CCACGGGGGAAGGGGCAUCGCCCGCGGCCGCGGCGCCGGGGCCGUGCAUGGAAGCGAGCUGGGUGCCGGCUGCCAUGGCUCUGGGGCUCUCCUCCAAGAAGGCUUCCUCCAGGAACAUCGCCGUGGAGAGGAAAAACCUCAUCACCGUCUGCAGGUUCUCGGUGAAGACCCUUCUGGAGAAGUACACGGCAGAUCCCAUCGACGACUCCUCCGAGGAGUUCGUUAACUUCGCCGCCAUCCUCGAGCAGAUCCUCAGCCACCGCUUCAAAGGCCCCGUCAGCUGGUUCAGCUCUGAUGGACAGCGCGGGUUUUGGGAUUACAUCCGCCUGGCCUGCAGCAAGGUGCCCAACAACUGCGUCAGCAGCAUCGAGAACAUGGAGAACAUCAGCACCUCCAGGGCCAAGGGCCGGGCGUGGAUCCGCGUGGCGCUGAUGGAGAAGCGAAUGUCCGAGUACAUCUCCACGGCCCUGCGGGACACUCGCACCACCAGGCGGUUCUACGACGACGGGGCCAUCAUGCUGCGGGAGGAGUCCACGGUGCUCACGGGGAUGCUCAUCGGGCUCAGCGCCAUCGACUUCAGCUUCUGCCUCAAGGGAGAGGUGAUGGACGGUAAAACGCCCGUGGUCAUCGACUACACGCCCUACCUGAAGUUCACGCAGAGCUAUGACUACCUGAGCGAGGAGGAGGAGCGGGGCAGUGUGGAGAGCAGCACGAGCGAGGACAGCUCACCUGAGCACCCCUACCUGCCCCUGGUCACCGACGAGGACAGCUGGUACAACAAGUGGCGCAAGAUGGAGCAGAAAUUCCGCAUUGUUUAUGCCCAGAAGGGGUACCUGGAGGAGCUGGUGAGGCUGCGGGAGUCGCAGCUGAAGGACCUGGAGGCGGAGAACAAGCGGCUGAAGCUCCGGCUGGAGGAGGUGAUGGUGCAGAACCAGCUGGAGAAGAGGGAGCUGGAGGGCGUCAUCCUGGAGCUGCAGGAGCAGCUGACGGGGCUGAUCCCCUGCGAGAACCCACAGCUGGCCCAGCUCUCCAAGGAGAUGGUGACGCCCCUGGUCAACCAGUGGCCCUCCCUGGGGACCCUCAAUGGCAACGAGAGCGGCUCGGACAGCAAACUGUACAGAAGGCACAGCUUCGUGAGCACCGACCAGCUCUCGGCCGAGAACAGCCUCAGCUCCGACUCCCAGCGCCUGGGCGAGGGCAAGCGCGAAGGGGAGCCCUGGGGGCCCUUGGGGAAGGACCCCACGCCCUCCAUGCUGGGGCUCUGCGGCUCCCUGGCCUCCCUGCCCAGCUGCAAGUCCCUGGCCAGCCUCAAGUCCAACGAGUGCCUGGUGAGCGACAGCACGGAAGCCAGCCCGACCCGCAGCCCCAGCUGAGACCCCCGGCCCCCGCGCCGCCCCCCGGCCCCGCCUGACGGCGCAGGACUGACCGAGCUCGGCCCCCCUCGCACCCCGGGCACCGCGAGGGACUCGCCGCGGAUCCCACCGGGGAGGCUGGGGACGGGCAGCCCCCUCCCCACCGGGACACCCCACCCUGGACCCCGGCUGGAGACACGGACCUGCUGGGAUGGGGGCGCAGGACUGGGGGAACGGACUGUGCCACGGUGGGGGGACAGUGGCAGUGACAGCUGCUGGGGAGCGAGGGGGGAUCGGGCCAGGCCCCUCCCAGGGUGGGGGUCUGUCGGGGCCCCUCUGUCCGUCCUGCUCAGCCCCUGGUGCCCACCUGGCCUCCCCCAGCUCCCCUGCACUGUGGGGGCCGCCUGCCCCCCUUGCAGCAGCAUCCCCACUACAGGGGGAGGACUCUUCUUCCCCCUUCCUCCCCGUCCUCCCCCGGGUUUUGAGUUGUUUUGGGUGAUUUUGGUUUUUAUUUCUGCCCCAUCUGCCUUGUUGGAGCAAAAGGAAUCAAUAAACGCAGCAAGCAGA